Molecule: messenger RNA, 1542 nt
Organism: Carcharodon carcharias (great white shark)
Lineage: Eukaryota; Metazoa; Chordata; Chondrichthyes; Lamniformes; Lamnidae
Product: IQ motif and ankyrin repeat domain-containing protein 1-like
Exons: 15
Coding region: 1-1542 (513 amino acids)
Biological process (GO): regulation of barbed-end actin filament capping
Cellular component (GO): nucleus; cytoplasm
Molecular function (GO): protein binding
Source: RefSeq, a predicted model, not a curated record
AUGCUGCACGUUUCAAUCAAGAGGUCUGCUAUCAUCAUCCAGUGUGCGUGCCGUCGGUAUCUUGCACAGAAGGAAAGGACCAAACGUCUGAAGGAGCAGGAGAACUAUGAGGAAUUAAUGGAGCAGCUUGAGAGAGAGGCUUUCGUUGCUCUGGUGAAGAGAGAGCAGGAGGCAGCAGCGAAGGAACGUGAAAAAGAAGAGAAGGAACGAAAGCAGAGACAGGAGGAGCAAAAACGCAGGACCCAGAUGUUGGAAGCGGCCUUUGAUGGAGAUGUGGAUGAGAUGAAGGCAUUGUUAAAGGAGGUUUCUGAGCUGGACUCCAAAACUGGAGUAGGAGACGAUGAAAUGGGGAAAGUGAUUCGUCAACGCCACCAGUUAGCACUGACUGACUGUACCGACGUCCACGGCAAUACACCUCUGUCAGAGGCCUCUGGCGGGGGUCAUCCUGAGGCCAUUAAGUUCUUGAUUGAGAAAGGAGCUAAUCCAAACUCAAAGGGUGCUUAUGGAAGAACCCCACUGUACAGAGCAGCCUUUGGAGGACACCUGGCAGCACUUGAAACUCUGUUACAGUGCGGAGGGGACCCUCGCAUCUAUGCAGAGGACGGCAUCACACCUGAGGAGAUAGCAUCCACAGAUGCUGUCAAAAAGAUCCUUCACGAAUGGGACAUCAGCACCACCGUGACCCUUGGGGAAAAGAUCGAAACAGAGAGGCAGCGGAUAUCAGCGGCUGAAAAGAAACUGACACUGGAGGAAACCAACAGGAUUCAGAAUCAGGUUUCAGAACUCACAAAGGAACUGGCCCAAUAUCAGCAUGAGCUGCAGAAAGCCUACUGUGAGUGUAACAAACGUAUCAACGAACAUGACAAGUGUGUGCAUAAAAACAUGAGUAAAACAGACAUCACGCUGCAGGCCAUUCAUGAUGCAGAGGAGCUGUUGGCAGCAAAGAAAGUUGCAGUAGCAGAGGCAGAAGAUAAACUCUCCCUGGCCAAACUGGAGCUCAGAGAGAAACUGCAAAUAGGCAAGACUGGUAGAAUCAAGGGAACCCUGUGCCACAUCCGUGAGCUGGAUGAUGUGCUCAUGAAGGACGUUGGCGACAAGAUCAAGCAGGAUGGCAGGUGGCCGCUCAUCAUUGACCGAUCUGGCCAAGCCAGCACCUUCCUGCGGUACCGUGACACCAAUUUUUACAAUGCUCUCAAUCCUGGUCACAUGCAGCCUGAGGUUCUUCGACUCGGACUCCUUGGAGCUAUAAGGUUUGGGAAGAUGCUUGUGAUUGACAUGAUGGAGGUGAAUAUGUUUCAAGCAGUCAGCAGGAUACUUGAUCAGAUUGAGGGAGGGCUGAUGGAAAAGUUGCUGAAUAAGGAAUUACUCCUGAAGGACAGGUUCCUGUCAUUGAUUCGACCUGGAGAUGGGCCGGAAUAUUCCCGCAAUGAAUUCUCUCCAAUAAGAACGGAGAAAUUCAAACUGGUCUUGAUAAGCAAACUGCAGAAUCUUCCAGAAGAACUGCUCAACACCUUCUACCCAAUUCAAAUCAUCAUCAAGUAA